AUGGACACGGCAGCAAGAGCAAGGAUCACCUUGCGGUGGUCUUUGUUCCUCUUCCUCGAUCUGAGUUUUGCUCAACUGCCGCAGAGGGCACACUCAAGACUCAACGUUGGCGCGAUCCUGAAUAUGCGGUCUUUGGUGGGCAAGAUGUCGUGUACCAGCAUCUUGAUGGCCAUGGAGGAUUUCUAUGCGGUCCAUGGAGACCACGCGACUAGGCUGGUUCUCCACAUCAGGGAUUCCAAUGGUGGUGGCAAUAUCCAAGCUGCAUCAGCAGCUGUUGAUCUUCUGGAGAAUCACCAUGUCCAAGCUAUCAUUGGUCCAGAAAAAUCUGCGGAGGCUGCUUUUGUGUCUGAUAUUGGGAAUAACAGUCAAGUCACCGUUAUCUCCUUCACGGCAACGAACCCCACCCUUUCAUCUGCCAAUGUGCCAUAUUUUUUGCGCGCAACAUUAAGCGAUGCUGCCCAAGUGAAUAGUAUUGCUGCUCUCAUCAAAGCAUUUGGCUGGAGGGAAGUUGUGCCCAUAUACGAAGAUACGGACUACGGUAGAGGCAUCGUACCGUACCUGGUGGAUGCACUCCAAGAGUUCGGAGCUUCUAUGCCGUAUCGCAGUGUGAUAGCUCAGUCAGCAAGCAGUGACCAAGUUGAGCAAGAACUAUACAAGCUAAUGACAAUGCAGACAAGGGUCUACAUUGUGCAUAUGUUACCAACCACUGGUUCCAUCCUCUUCAAAAAGGCCAAGGAGAUCGGAAUGAUGACCGAAGCCUAUGUGUGGAUUUUGACGGAUGGAAUCGCAAAUAUCAUCAACUCGCUAAGCCCUUCAGUUCUUGAUGCAAUGGAUGGUGCAUUGGGUGUGAGGUUCCAUGUACCUAGAUCAAAGGAACUUGAUGAUUUCACUGCAAGAUGGAAUAAGAGGUACAGACAAGACUACCCAGAUGACUCACUAUCGCAACUAAGCAUUUACAGCCUCUGGGGUUACGAUGCUUUUUGGGCCCUGGCACAAGCAGCAGCAAAGGUUAGAAUGACCAGUCCCACAUUUCAGAAGCAGCAAUACAGAAAGAACUCAACCUGUGUUGGAACUUUGGGUGUUUCUACAGUUGGUCCAAAACUCUUAGAUGCAAUCUUACAAUGCAAGUUCAGAGGCUUGAGUGGUGAUUUUGACCUCAGAAACAGACAGCUCCAGUUUUCCACAUUCCAGAUAAUUAAUGUGGUUAGAAGAGAAUCAAAAGAAAUAGGUUACUGGACAGCAAAGCAAGGAAUAGUCAGGAACCUGAAUCAAGAUGUAUCAGCACACACAUAUUUAAACCCUAUGCCUGAUCUCAACCCAGUGGUUUGGCCAGGACAAACACAUAUAGUGCCUAAAGGAUGGCAGAUUCCUACUAAUGGGAAGAAGCUCCGAGUAGGUGUACGGACAAGUGGAUAUCCUGAGUUUAUGAAGGUGGACAGGGACCCUGUCACCAAUGCGAUAACGGCAACAGGAUACGCGAUAGAUGUAUUUGAAGAGGCGAUAAAGAAACUCCCGUAUGCAUUCCCUUAUGAAUAUGUAUCAUUUGAUGCUCUCGGAGUAAAUUAUGGGAGCUAUAAUGAUUUUGUCUACCAAGUUCCUCUUGGGGUGUAUGACGCAGCAAUUGGGGAUAUAACCAUCAGGCACAACAGAACAUCUUAUGCUAACUUUGCACUACCAUAUUCUGAAUCUGUAGCAAUGAUCGUGCCGGUCAAAGACGACACGAAUAAGAACACAUGGAUUUUCUUGAAGCCAUUAACUGGUGACUUGUGGUUUGUAAGCAUCGCAUAUUAUAUCUACACAGGAAUUGUUAUGUGGCUAUUGGAGCGACGAAUAAGAAAUGCAGAAUUGACCGGUUCAUUCUUCCACCAGCUUAGGACAGCAACAUAUUUCUCCUUCUGAUCAGAUUCAGCGGGAACAUGGAACAGAGCUCGUAACCGAACGGAUUCAAGAAAGCGCAACAGAUUCCAACAUACUGUGCCGAAUGAUUCAGAUGACUACACCUGCCAGCAAGAGAUAGAAUAUCCACAGAACACACAAGCUCAGAUUCUGAACCUCAGGGGACAAGCAACAGGUUUGUGGCACGCGCCAAGUCCGAAGCAGAUAUUCUCCACUCGAGAUGUCUAACAUCAUGCUGCUAUCACAACUAUUCAUGCAAAAUUUGGUGCAAAAAUACAACCGUACAUGUCCUGUACAAAAAAGGGAAGAAAAUUCGGUGCAGCAUGAAAUAAGUACUAGUAUGCCAUUCAAACCGUAACAACUUGGUUUUUCGUGCAGGACGAAUAUAUGGUUAUAUUUUUGCACCAAAUUUUGGAAGGAUACUUCUUAUAUCAUGAUGUUCAUGCAUGGUUCUUUUAAAAAAAUAAAUCAUGUUUCUUAAGCGGAGAAAACACAUCUCGAGUAUAGGAUGUGCAGUGGAAAUAGGCAAUUUUUGUGCCAAGACAGCGUGAUUCAGGCUCUCAUGUUGCCAGUAUACAUGUUAGGCGAGUUGUGCGAGGCUUGGAGGCUACCGGGUCUAUUUUGACGUGCUAACAUUCACGCUAGACAUGUCAAUGCAACAGUAAUCAAACAGAAGCUUAUUGCAGGAAAAAAAAAGCAUUCAGUAUUCUAGUGUAGAUAACUUAAUUUGCGAAACAGCUUCAUCAUCUACUCACGCAAGCCUUUUGCGUGUUCGCG
Molecule: messenger RNA, 2673 nt
Organism: Aegilops tauschii subsp. strangulata
Lineage: Eukaryota; Viridiplantae; Streptophyta; Magnoliopsida; Poales; Poaceae
Source: RefSeq, a predicted model, not a curated record